Molecule: messenger RNA, 568 nt
Organism: Teleopsis dalmanni
Lineage: Eukaryota; Metazoa; Arthropoda; Insecta; Diptera; Diopsidae
Product: 10 kDa heat shock protein, mitochondrial
Exons: 3
Coding region: 112-423 (103 amino acids)
Cellular component (GO): mitochondrial matrix
Molecular function (GO): protein folding chaperone; metal ion binding; ATP binding
Source: RefSeq, a predicted model, not a curated record
AAUUCAUUUCAUUCUGAAGUUUUGUACUCGACAGUUGUACGUUGUACGUGUCGGUGUUUUUGCUAAAGAGAUUUUGUUAAAUAUCAAAUUGGUUAAAAUUAAGAGUGCAAUAUGGCUGCUAACGCAAUUAAGAAAAUUGUCCCCAUGCUUGACCGCAUUUUGAUUCAGCGUGCUGAGUCGGUUACCACCACCAAGGGCGGUAUUGUUUUGCCAGAAAAGGCAGUUUCAAAGGUCCUACAAGGGACAGUUGUAGCGGUUGGGCCUGGCUCCCGCAAUCCACAAAGUGGCAAUUACAUCCCAAUGGGCGUUAAGGAAGGUGAUCGUGUCUUGUUGCCGGAAUAUGGAGGUACUAAGGUUGAGUUAGAGGACAAGAAGGAGUAUAUGCUAUUCCGUGAAUCUGACAUUUUAGCUAAGCUAGAAUAAAUUAGUACUUCUAGUUUUUACAAUGUCAAUCAGCAGUUCAUUUAAACAUUAAAAAAAAAUUCCAUUAAUAGUUUAGAUUUGUACGAUUAAAUCAAAUUUAAACGUUUGUUGAAAUUAAAUAAAACGGUUUUACGCUUUAAUAACA